Molecule: messenger RNA, 1120 nt
Organism: Schistocerca serialis cubense
Lineage: Eukaryota; Metazoa; Arthropoda; Insecta; Orthoptera; Acrididae
Product: luciferin sulfotransferase-like
Exons: 7
Coding region: 94-1065 (323 amino acids)
Biological process (GO): sulfation
Cellular component (GO): cytoplasm
Molecular function (GO): sulfotransferase activity
Source: RefSeq, a predicted model, not a curated record
GUCGGCGGUAGUCGGUGCGUGUCGGUAGUCUGCUCGGGACUCUGGUCAGAACUCUGGAAGAUGAGUAUUGUUGUAGAAGGAAGUUGAGCAAGCAUGUCGUCAGUGAAGGCGGAGUUGCUGACGUCACCGGCAGCCCUCAAGUUCAAGGACAGCAUGGGGGGCCAGUACGAUGAGGGCUACGUCAAGAUCUCGCCCCCAGGACACGUGCAGCCGGCUGGCUUCAUGGACGACCUGCCCAAAAUCCUUGACUUCCAAGUCAGGCCCGAUGAUGUCUGGGUGGUCACAUUCCCAAAGUGCGGUACCACGUGGUCUCAGGAACUGGUGUGGCUGCUCAUGAACGACCUGGACUUCGACCAGGCGAAGAAAGUUCCGCUAAUCGACAGAUUUCCUUUCCUGGAGGUGUCGGCGAUCAUCCCUCAGGCAGUGAAGAAGCCGCCGCACUCGCUGGACGUGGUCGGUGGCAUGAAGUCGCCGAGGCUCAUCAAGUGCCACCUGCCCGUGGAGCUGCUGCCCAAGCAGAUCUGGUCGGUCAAGCCCAAGAUAAUUUACGUGGCUCGCAACGCAAAGGAUGUCGUAGUAUCUUACUACUAUCACCACCGCCUGUGGAAUGAGUGUACAUUGACACUAGACGAGUUUGCUGAAUGUUUCAUGGAAAACGUAGUUUCGUACCUGCCUUUCUGGGACCACAUCCUCGCAUUCUGGCGGCUGAGGAAUGAACCAAACAUCUUGUUCUACAGUUACGAGGAUAUGAAAACCGACCUGGCUGCCGUGGUGCGCAAGGUGGCGGACUUCCUGGAGAGGCCGGUGCCGGCCGAGAAGCUGGCGCAGCUGCUGGACCACCUCAGCUUCCAGAAGAUGCGCGACAAUCGCGCUGUCAACUUCGAGGACCUGGUGGACGACCAGCGCGUGGGGGUCGGACUGCGGCCCACCUCGGCCGACCAGACCUUCAUGCGCAGCGGCAAGGUGGGCGACGGCCGCUCCAAGCUCUCCCCGGAGAUCCAGCAGCGGGUCGACGCCUGGACGCGUGCCUGCCUCGAGGGCUCCGGAUACGAUGGGCCACGCUGACACCGGCCGACGUUAUCCUCACAACGCCUCCAGCCUUUCACCCUCUCCUAUGUAC